UCUGCAUCACCUCUCCGGCGGCCUCCCCUCCCCAUCCACGCCGCGCCGGCGACCUCCCUAUCCUCUCCUCUGUCUGCCUGGUCGGGCCGAGACCCUAGCCCGAUGCCAUGGCGACCAUGGCAGCAGGAGGAGCCCGGUCAUGGCGGCCUCCUCUCCCUGCAGCGCUGCCGCACCUCACCUUCUCUUCUCUUCUCUCCUCUUCUCUCCCAGUAGAGGAGAGGAGGGGAGGGAAGGGAAGGCCUUCUCCGGCGAGCUUCCAGGGAGGGCCGACAGAAGCCAGGACGGAGAUGCCAGAAACCCUAGCCUAGCCUAGCCAUGGAGGUACGACGCCUCAACCUCCGGGCGACAGACGACGGCUGCAGGCCAUCUCCGGUGACGGAUCUCCGACCCCGACCAUGGCUGCUGCUGCUGGAGGCGCACGUCACCUGCCUCCGCGUCGCCACCCCCGUCGACCAGCUCCCCCGCAUCGACGCUUCCUUGUUGCAGACACACUAUGUGCUGCUCCUCCAUUCCUUCAAGGAACAGCUCCAGCAGCAUGUGCGCGUCCACGCCAUGGAGGCGGUGAUGGCCUGCUGGGAGCUCGAGCAAACUCUGCAGAGUCUUACAGGGGCAUCUCCUGGUGAAGGCACUGGGGCAACUAUGUCCGAUGACGAAGACAAUCCGGUCGACAGUGAGAGCAACAUGUUUGACGGGAAUGAUGUGUCAGAUGGCAUGGGCUUCGGAAUGCUAACCGAGGGUGAGAGAUCCUUGGUUGAGCGCGUUAGGCAAGAGCUGAAGCAUGAGCUUAAACAGGGGUAUAGAGAAAAGCUUGUGGACAUCAGGGAGGAGAUACUGCGGAAGCGAAGAGCCGGAAAGCUCCCAGGGGACACGGCGUCUACCCUGAAAGCUUGGUGGCAAGCCCACGCCAAAUGGCCAUACCCAACUGAGGAGGACAAGGCGCGGCUGGUGCAGGAGACGGGGCUGCAGCUGAAGCAGAUCAACAACUGGUUCAUCAACCAGCGCAAGCGGAACUGGCACAGCAACCCUACCUCGUCCUCGUCAGACAAGAGCAAGAGAAAAAGGAACAAUGCAGGUGAGGGCAACGCCGAGCAGUCCUGGUAGGGUGGGUGCGGUCGGUCGGAGAGCGAAGAACGAAGAACGAAUGCCCCAUAUAUGUACAUAGCGCUUCCAUCUUGUCGAUGAUUAGUGUUGAACCUCAUAUGUCCUCUGCAAUUCAUUUCCAUUAUAAUCUUACUCAUACAAUAUUCACACCA
Triticum aestivum (bread wheat) is the source of this 1253-nucleotide messenger RNA. Its product is annotated as homeobox protein knotted-1-like 11. The record is from RefSeq and is a predicted model, not a curated record. The transcript is spliced from 7 exons. Lineage: Eukaryota; Viridiplantae; Streptophyta; Magnoliopsida; Poales; Poaceae. Gene Ontology annotation, biological process: regulation of DNA-templated transcription. Bases 316 to 1101 code for a protein of 261 amino acids. Gene Ontology annotation, molecular function: DNA binding. Gene Ontology annotation, cellular component: nucleus.